Molecule: messenger RNA, 1443 nt
Organism: Phytophthora infestans T30-4
Lineage: Eukaryota; Oomycota; Peronosporomycetes; Peronosporales; Peronosporaceae
Product: calcineurin-like phosphoesterase, putative
Exons: 4
Coding region: 1-1443 (480 amino acids)
Molecular function (GO): hydrolase activity
Source: RefSeq, a predicted model, not a curated record
AUGAUCCCUUCGCUUCUCCGCUCCCUACCAGUAUUUCUACUGUUGACAACCACAUUCAACGCGGAGGCCAAGUCGCCGAGUCUACAAGGUGGCAAGAUCACACCCACGAGUGUCCAGGACAGCUCAGGAUCACAAGAACACGUAGGGUCCGUGGGCAGCGGUAGCUACGGUAGCAGCGUCGGUGAUGGAGCAGUCGGGGCUAAGCACAUCCUGCACUUCUCUGACGUCCACCUAAAUAUCUCCGAGUCUCUGGACAGCAACGAAUCUGCUGAGAUUCCAAUCCAGUACGGCUAUGACGCCCCUAUCAGUCUGCUGACCUCAGCGCUCGAGUACGCUAAGCAAGUACUUCCCGAUCCAGACUUCUUCCUGUAUACUGGAGACCAUGCAGUCCAUGGUGAUCCAUCGGAUGAAUACCUCGCUGAAGCAGUGAAAGUCAAUGUGGAGACUAUGGCCCGAUACUUCUCCGGAAACGGCACGCUUAACGCUACGGCCAUUUUGGGCGACACUGACACUAAGAACUAUACGAUGAGCGUCACUGACCCCUCCAGUGAGGAGAACCCGACGAUUGAAGCUGUGUCUCAGGCGUGGAGCGAGUCACUUAGUGCAACGAACCUCAAGGACCUCAACACCCGGGGCUACCUGUCGUAUAAGCUCGACGAGAAACUCGUGCUGCUUACACUUAAUACAGUACCCUAUUCGCCGAAGCACAAGCCGGACACCACUAACGAGACUGAUCCGUUCGACCAGUUUGCCUGGCUGAAUGCCACACUCUGGGGUCUUCGCAACGGCAACAAGUUCGCGUAUAUCGCUGGCCACAUCCCACCGAUUAUCAAUGCCCAAGAUGGUUCUCCAAUGUGGAAACCUUCGUACAUCGAUUCAUACAAGAAGAUCGUGACGCAAUACUCGGAUGUCAUCAAGGCGCAGAUUUUCGGCCACACGCACAGUCGACCAAACUCGCAGCUUGUGCCUCUGUUCAUGUCUGCAGCCAUAUCGCCGCUCUUCUACAACAACCCGGCGUUCAUGGUCUGGGACUUUGACCCGAGCACGUACGACCUUAUGGACUUCACUGUGUAUGGCACCAAUAUCUCGGACGACAGCCAGACUCUCGAUUGGAAGCUGCUCUUCAAGGUCAGCACGGCGUACAAUGUCAGCUCGUUGUCGUGGUCGGAGAUGAACAGCUUCAUCGGGAGCGCAGCCACCGACUCGGCGCUGGUGGAGCAGUAUUACUACAAUUCACAGACGCAGUCGUAUCAACAGACUUCGUGCGAGGACAGCGUGUGUCUUACUUGGUAUCUCUGCUCCAUGAUGUGGUGGUCCACUCCCGAAGACUAUACCGCCUGCUUGGCUGCCGGGUCCCGUCUCGAAUCGUCGUCAGCCGCGGUGUCUCGAUCACCUACGCUUCUCGUCUUGGUCUCAAUCAGUAUUCUAGCUUCCUGGCUAUGA